AUGUCUAUCCGGCCUAGUAAGCUCCCAACAAACUUGGGGAUGCCCCUGACCUUGGACCAGGUUAUAAAGAUAGAAGAGAGUUACAAGAGGGUAGUAGCAUUUGAAAAGGCUGUUAAGAGUUGGAAAAAUACAGUGGUGCAGUGUGUAUGGCAGGCAACAAUGGACCAGAGGAGGAACCCUUAUGCUAUCCUGAGAAUGCAAGACACUGCGGAACAGGAGAUGGCAAUGGCCAACAAACAGCUGCUGAUUGUUCGGCAAGCUGCCUUAAAUCAACUGUUUGAGAAGGAGCAGCGACAGUACCAGCAGGAGCUGAAUCAGAUGGGCAAAUCCUUUUAUGUGGAAAGAUUCUGA
Messenger RNA from Gracilinanus agilis (Agile Gracile Mouse Opossum), 351 nucleotides. RefSeq names its product cilia and flagella associated protein 141 (gene CFAP141). Lineage: Eukaryota; Metazoa; Chordata; Mammalia; Didelphimorphia; Didelphidae. The transcript is spliced from 4 exons. The record is from RefSeq and is a predicted model, not a curated record. The coding region runs from base 1 to 351 and encodes 116 amino acids.